Molecule: messenger RNA, 2410 nt
Organism: Cottoperca gobio
Lineage: Eukaryota; Metazoa; Chordata; Actinopteri; Perciformes; Bovichtidae
Gene: pgap4
Product: post-GPI attachment to proteins GalNAc transferase 4
Exons: 3
Coding region: 278-1474 (398 amino acids)
Biological process (GO): GPI anchor biosynthetic process
Cellular component (GO): Golgi membrane
Molecular function (GO): glycosyltransferase activity
Source: RefSeq, a predicted model, not a curated record
CAGUAUCUGAGGUGCGUCUCUAUUACCGUACCUGUGAGGAAUGGACAUGGCAGCGGCCAGCAAACAGCAGCAGCUUCUCAACUCUCCAUUGACAACAGUUGAAAACAAUAGCUGAGAACAAACGUCCUCUCGUCUCUUUCUACAGACGCCACAGCAGAGACGGACGCAGCUGAAACUCUCACAUCUCUGUUUACAACAAGUGCCAACACCUGAUCAUCUUCCACAGAGCGAUCAGUUCACAUCAUCAGGUUUCUCUGCUGCGCCGGCUGUUUCACCAAUGCCUCGAUGGAGAGCGUUCUUCAGUCAGUACUUGCGAUGGUCCAACACCGUCACUCAAGCCCUCGUCCUGUCCGUCAUCACUUUUUGCAUCGUUCUCCCUCUGUGCUGUCAUCGGCUGCUUUACUCCUACUUCUUCAUCAAGUCCAUGUACCUGGACUCCAUGAGUGAGCAGGUCCUGCGGAAGAGCUUAGAACGAGGCCAGGACGCGCUGCACUUCUGGCAGAGCACUUCCACCGCAGUGGCGGCAUCUUCCAGGUUCAGUGACAUCGGCCAGCAUCCUGAGCUGCUGGUUAUCGUGGUGUCAGUCCGGCGAAAUGAGGGGCGGGACUUCCACUACCUUCUCCAGGUGAUGCGGCAGCUGAGCGGCAUUCUCGGAGGCUGUGGGGAGCAGAGGUGUGCAGAGGUGUUGGUCUGCGACGUAGAAAGCGGUCCACAGGAAAACCAAGACGCCAAGAUGCUGGAGGCCCACUUCAGGGUGAUCCGGCGCUCCCCUCGGGAGCAGCGGAGGAACAGGGAACGAGUCAACACCUUCGAGAGGGAGAAGAGGGAUUACGUGUUUUGUCUCCGUAAGGGAUGGGAGCUGGUGCAGCCCAAGAACAUAGUUGUCCUGGAGGACGAUGCUUUUCCAAAGCAGGACUUUUUCUCAGUUGUAAAACACCUGCUGUCACGUCAGUUUGCCUUCCAGACACUUUACAUAAAGCUGUAUCACCCUGAAAGGCUGCAGCGCUACUGGAACCCCGAGCCUUACCGCAUCCUGGAGUGGGUGGGACUCGGGCUGGUCGGAGCGACGGCCCUCCUCCUCACCUUUUCUUACUGGAACCCCUGCUCUUUCUCCUUCAAGCUGUCGGCCGGCCACCUUCUCUUCUUCACUCUUUACUUCAUGGCUGCCACGGAGCUACUGGGGCGUCACUACCUGCUGGAGGUGCGGAGACUUUCCCCACAGCUGUACGCUGUCUCCCCAGCCACAGAGUGCUGCACCCCUGCCAUGCUCUUCCCGGGUAACUCCUCGCUCAGGGCGGCCGAGUAUCUGGACGGCUCGUUCUGCGUCAAGGGGAAUGCCAAAGAUAUGGUUCUGUAUCAAAUGAUGAGGACGAUCCCCGGGGAGAGUGCUCACAGCGUGGAACCCAACCUCAUCACCCACAUCGGGGCCUAUUCCUCAGUCAGGGACAACCCAUCCAGGCCCACACUCCUCUGACAUGGAGGUAUCUCAGUGCAAAAAGGCUGGAUUUAAUCAGGUUCCUCCUCCACUCGGUUCUACUUUUCCUUUCUGCCAUGUCUCCUGCCGGACUCUUCAUACAUUUGUGUAGAUGUGAAAGGUUGCAAAUAAGGGUUUGUCUAAUCAGGAAGUGUUUUAGCUGUGAUGUUGGGACACCCUACACAUCUUUUCGCCGACAAAUCACAUAAACCACUUUACCUGAGCUGUGUUGUUAGAGAUCAGACGUCAUAUCAUCACUGCUGGAAAAACUUCUUUAAUCACUUUUCGGUCUUUCAGGUUCGAUGAUAUGCUCCUCUACACGUGGGGUAAUUCUACUGCCGGGGGUCAUGAACUAUUUACAAAAAAAAUCAGAUGCUGUUAGUUUCCACCAUGAUCAUCAUCCACUUAAAAACAAGCCUUUUAGAACAUAAAGAUUAUUUAGUGUUUCAUGGAUAUGAUGAAAAUGGUGGGAUUAUUAAAGGAUUUUUUUCACUGUUUGUACAUCCAGACCUUAUUAAAACUAGGGUUGGGGUUACAUAGCAUGUCAUCAAACCUUUUACCGAAUUGUCUCGCACACGCGAGAAGCUAUGUCUAACGUUACAUAGAUGCUGAUAUAGUAACGUUACAUAGAUGCUGAUAUAGUAACGUUACAUAGAUGCUGAUAUAGUAACGUUACAUAGAUGCUGAUAUAGUAACGUUACAUAGAUGCUGAUAUAGUAACGUUACAUAGAUGCUGGAUAUAGUAACGUUACAUAGAUGCUGAUAUAGUAACGUUACAUAGAUGCUGAUAUAGUAACCUUACAUAGAUGCUGGAUAUAGUAACGUUACAUAGAUGCUGAUAUAGUAACGUUACAUAGAUGCUGAUAUAGUAACGUUACAUAGAUGCUGAUAUAGUAACGUUACAUAGAUGCUGAUAUAGUAACGUUACAUAGAUGC